Aspergillus candidus is the source of this 951-nucleotide messenger RNA. Its product is annotated as type 1 glutamine amidotransferase. The record is from RefSeq and is a predicted model, not a curated record. Gene Ontology annotation, cellular component: cytosol; nucleus. The transcript has a single exon. Bases 1 to 951 code for a protein of 316 amino acids. Lineage: Eukaryota; Fungi; Ascomycota; Eurotiomycetes; Eurotiales; Aspergillaceae.
AUGCACAUCGCCAUCCUCGACGCGGACAUCCCCGUCCCAGCCGUCUACGCCCGUCGCGGACUCUACUCCUCUCAGUUCAAAAAACUCCUCCAAGAAGCCGCUGCACGAGUCCAUGAGUCUCCUUCACAGAUCCACACGACAGCCUACGACGUCGUAGGAGGCUGCCUUCCCUCCUUAGACAGUCUACGCAAGCAACCUCAUUCCCCCUCCACCACCACCACCGUCGCCACCAACGGCGCCAGCGACAACAACUCAAACACCAACCCCCUAACCCACCCCAUAGACGGCAUCCUCAUAACCGGUUCCAGCUCCGGCGUCUACGCAACAGCCACCCACCCCUGGAUCACGCCGCUCCAGACAUUCAUCCAAACAGUCUUCACAUGCUACCCGCACGUCCGGCUCUUCGGCGCCUGCUUCGGCCACCAAAUCAUCGCGCAAGCCCUGCUUUACCCAUCCGUGCACGUCGAAGCCUGCCCCGCGGGGUUCGAAAUCGGCCCCGUCGACAUCUCGCUGUCUGAGCCGUUCGCGCGCGCAUUCGCAGGCCCGUUUCGCGACCUGCGCGCGGGGCCGGAGUGCAUGCGGUUGCAGAUGGUUCAUGGGGAUUGGGUUGUUCCUGCCAGUCACAAGUACCACAAGAAUGAAGAGGAAGAGAAGGGGUGUGGGGGGUUGCCAUCCCCGUGGGUGAAUGUGGGAUCUAGUGCGGCCUGUGCGGUGCAGGGUCUGUAUUAUCCUGGCCGGGUGUUGACGUUCCAGGGACACUUUGAGUUUGAUGGGUUUGUGAACCGCGAGACGUGUAGGGAGUUUGGGAGGCGGUUGGAGUGGGGGGAGGAGAGGAUCGGGAGGGUUUUGGAGGAGAUUGGGGGGAGUGGGGAUGAGGCUGGGGUGGAUGAUUCGGAGGUGGCUGCUGAGGUUGUUUUGAGGUUUUUUGAGGGGAGGGAUCAGGGUGUUUAA